AUGCACAAAUACAGUGAACGGCAGCAAAUCCUCCGAGACUUGUUCAUGGUCUUGAUUUUCCUCCACCACGAGGAGACCGACAGGCUCCUAGACUCCUCAAUGAACAUUCCCUCUGUCCCUUCACUUGGUUCAAUUGCAGCACCGGAAAAUCCCGGUCGGGCUUUGGUGCUAGACAUGCUGUUCGAUGACGAAGCUAUGGUGUCUGACCUCAUACGCUUGAUACUUUCGAACCGAUACCUGAACAACCGACUGCCGGGGCGAACUCACAACGAAUAUGACCUAGCACUGCUGUUUGACAUGCGCGAGGAGGAUUUCAAGCAAGCUGUCCGGACGACUAAGACCGGCUUCACCUGGCUGCUAGAACAAAUUUACUUCAAUCCAAUCUUCUACAGCAACAGUCCCCGCCCGCAACUCCCCGUCCCUCAUCAGUUGGCACUCACUCUUGAACGUCUAGGUUCAAACGGUAACGGGGCGUCCGUGGGCCGUUUUUCAAGGAACCUAUCUGUGGGCCGCGGAACGGUGAUCAAAGCUAGUCGCCGGGUGAUUCGGGCCAUCAACGACUUGUCUCAACGUUACUUGCUCUGGCCAGACACGGAUAGGAGAGACGAAAUAUCAAAGGUCAUGAAGGCCGAGGGGUUCGAAGGAUGCAUUGGUUUUGUCGAUGGAACGACUAUUCCGCUUUACCAGCGGCCUUCUAUCGACGGUGAGGUGUUUUUUGACCGCAAGAAACGAUACUCAAUCAAUUGUCAGGUCAUCUGUGACUGCGACCAAUUCAUCACGGCAUACAUGACUGGAUGGCCGGGCUCGUGUGGUGAUAGUAUGGUUUUUAAGAGAAUGAUGGUCCAUAAGGAGCCAGCACUCUUCUUUGAUCCUGGACAGUACCUGAUUGCCGACUCAGCUUAUGAAUUGGGUCUGCACUGCAUUCCAGCUUACAAAGCCCCGGCAGCGUACAUCCAAGAAAACACGGAAUUCAACUACUGCCUGGCAAGGUCCCGGGUGCGGAACGAACAUACGAUCGGGAUUCUCAAGGGCCGGUGGGCCUCGCUGCAACAUCUCCGGCUGGCAAUACAAAAGCCUUCUGACAUGAUGGAGAUCAUCAGAUGGGUCAACUGUUGUGUGACUUUACACAACAUGCUUGCCCAUCUGGGUGAUGCCUGGGACAACUUGGAACGGCCGAUUGAAGAUGUCCCUGCGACUGGGCCUAGGGGAUCACCUGAAGAUACAGCAACAGAGCACCGCAAUAUUGUGCAGGCUCAUUGUUUGGAGAAAAACUACGCGCUUGGGGUCUUGCCAAUGUGA
This is a messenger RNA of Puccinia graminis f. sp. tritici CRL 75-36-700-3, 1299 nucleotides long. RefSeq lists its product as uncharacterized. The record is from RefSeq and is a predicted model, not a curated record. The transcript is spliced from 2 exons. Lineage: Eukaryota; Fungi; Basidiomycota; Pucciniomycetes; Pucciniales; Pucciniaceae. The coding region runs from base 1 to 1299 and encodes 432 amino acids.